Molecule: messenger RNA, 1191 nt
Organism: Scomber japonicus (chub mackerel)
Lineage: Eukaryota; Metazoa; Chordata; Actinopteri; Scombriformes; Scombridae
Gene: prkag3b
Product: protein kinase, AMP-activated, gamma 3b non-catalytic subunit
Exons: 12
Coding region: 1-1125 (374 amino acids)
Source: RefSeq, a predicted model, not a curated record
AUGCCCAGGGCCUCACCCCUCGAUCUGGUUCCACAGAGGCACACCUCCUCUUCCUCUUCCCCAGCCAUGGAGCCUUUUGCAGAGGUACCCUUAUUUGAGAUGGACCAGGAGUAUGAUGAUGAGGAUUCUCUCUCAGUGCGGAGCAGAGCUGUCUAUUCGUAUGCUUUUGGGACGCCUGCAGGCUCAGACCCUGACACAUUCAUUUACAUGAACUUUAUGAAGAGUCACUGCUGCUAUGACGCCAUACCGACCAGUUCCAAACUGGUCAUUUUUGACACAACACUUGAGGUGAAGAAGGCGUUCUUUGCUCUUGUGGCUAAUGGUGUGAGGGCAGCGCCACUAUGGGAUAACAAGCUUAAGUGUUUUGUGGGUAUGCUGACCAUCACUGACUUCAUCAACAUUCUCCAUCGUUAUUACAAAUCUCCUCUGGUUCAGAUCUAUGAGCUGGAAGAACACAAGAUAGAGACAUGGAGAGAGAUAUAUCUUGAGUACUCAAAUAACAAACUGAUCAGCAUCACUCCUGAAGCCAGCCUGUUUGAUGCCAUCUACUCCCUGUUGAAGAAUAAGAUACACCGGCUGCCAGUCAUUGACCCAACAUCAGGAAACGUCCUCCACAUCCUAACUCACAAACGCAUCCUCAAGUUCCUCCACAUAUUUGGAUCUAUGAUUCCUAAACCAAGGUUUCUGCAAAGGCAGAUCUCUGAAGUGGCGAUCGGUACCUUUAGAGAGAUUGCUACAGUCCAGGAAUCCGCCACUGUCUAUGACGCUCUGACCAUUUUUGUAGAGAGAAGAGUGUCAGCUCUGCCUGUAGUCAACGAGCAAGACAAAGUGGUGGCGCUGUACUCCAGGUUUGAUGUCAUUAACCUUGCAGCCCAGAAAAACUACAAUAACUUGAACAUGACGAUGCGGGAGGCCAUUGCCUCCAGAGCCUGUUGGAUGGAGGGAGUUCUGAAGUGUUACCCUUAUGAAACACUAGAGACCAUCAUUGACCGCAUUGCUAAGGCUGAGGUGCAUCGUUUGGUGUUGGUUGACAAUGAAGAUGUGGUGAGAGGGAUUGUCUCUCUGUCUGAUCUCCUACAAGCCUUGGUCCUCACUCCUGCAGGUAUUGAUGCACUCUACUCCUAACUCAACCCCCUCCAUCCAUCCCUUGCUUUCCCUCUCAGUCACCCUGGUUAUCCACCCAUCCGCCUA